CCACAUGAAUUAACGAAAUCAUUAAACAACAAUCAAAACAACACGCCCUUUUGUUGCUACUUUCCUUGUUUUUCAUAAUUUUAAGCCAUUUCAACGAACAUUUCCCCGUAUCCGAACCAUGGAUAGCAAGAAAGCCAUUUGUAUUUUACUAAUUUUAUGCGGAUUGUACUCGAGUUGCUCCGCUUUGGAAUGUUACGUUUGCAGCAAUCAAACAGACAACACAGAAAAGUGCCUCAACACAAUAAAGACCUGCGAGUACGACGAAGAUGUUUGUUUGUCGGAAGUUCGUUGGGGAUCGACGCCUUAUUGGAGUCUGGGCGAUCAACGGCAGUAUUAUGUGUCGAAGAGAUGCGCCAAAAAGGACAUUUGUCACAAAAUUCGGACUAAAUAUAUGCCUUAUUGCACGCGAAUCUGGUACGAGGACUGGACUUGUUCGGAAUGUUGUUUAGGAGAUCGUUGCAAUUAUUACGUGAUUAACACAUCGACGAAGCAACAGUUGUCUGGCGUACUUUUUGGCUUGAUUUCGGGAUUUGUGGCCUUGAAAAUGAUGUGAAAUCUCGUUUUUUUGUGUAAUUUUUAACUUUUUUUUUAGGUUUAAGUCGAAAACAAUCCGUCCAAAAUGUUGUUUUUACAAAUUUUAACGAACAGAAGAAAUAAAGACAAAUUUUAAUGAAAA
This is a messenger RNA of Culicoides brevitarsis, 676 nucleotides long. RefSeq lists its product as uncharacterized. Bases 119 to 553 code for a protein of 144 amino acids. The record is from RefSeq and is a predicted model, not a curated record. NCBI's taxonomy places the organism in Eukaryota, Metazoa, Arthropoda, Insecta, Diptera, Ceratopogonidae. The transcript is spliced from 2 exons.